Messenger RNA from Ananas comosus (pineapple), 1845 nucleotides. Its product is annotated as protein RAE1. The record is from RefSeq and is a predicted model, not a curated record. Gene Ontology annotation, molecular function: ubiquitin binding; RNA binding. Gene Ontology annotation, biological process: transcription-dependent tethering of RNA polymerase II gene DNA at nuclear periphery; RNA export from nucleus. The transcript is spliced from 12 exons. Gene Ontology annotation, cellular component: nuclear pore. Bases 162 to 1205 code for a protein of 347 amino acids. Lineage: Eukaryota; Viridiplantae; Streptophyta; Magnoliopsida; Poales; Bromeliaceae.
CCCCCUUCUUUUUCUGUGUCCCAUUUCGUCGAACACCUUUCGAGCUCCCCUCGCGUCUCCCACUCUCUCCUGAGCUCCAUUAAUCUCUCUCUUCCCUUCAUUCUCUGUCUACGUCGUCUUCGUUUUCUCCACUCUCCGCUGAGGAUUGGUAGGAAAAAGCAAUGGCGAAUCUUUCCGGUCUGAGUACAGGAGCCGCAAACCCGAAUCCAAACAAAUCUUUUGAGGUUCUGCCCUCUCCUAGUGAUUCUGUCUCGAGCCUUAGUUUCAGCCCAAAAGGAAAUUUCCUGGCGGCUACUUCUUGGGAUAAUCAGGUUAGAUGCUGGGAGAUUCUUUCUGGGAGCAGUCAGCCGAAAGCAUCAAUUUCACAUGAACAUCCGGUUCUAUGCUCGACUUGGAAGGAUGAUGGGAUGACUGUGUUUUCUGGAGGCUGUGACAAGACCGUCAAGAUGUGGCCAUUAAUGACUGGUGGGCAGCCUGCUACAGUGGCUGCUCAUGAUGCACCUGUUAAGGAGCUUGCUUGGAUCCCCCAAAUGAAUCUUCUUGUUACAGGCAGCUGGGAUAAAACAUUGAAGUACUGGGAUACUAGACAACCACAGCCUGUUCAUACACAGCAGCUCCCUGAGCGUUGCUAUGCUAUGACGGUCCGGUAUCCUCUUAUGGUUGUUGGGACGGCAGAUCGACAGCUGAUAGUUUACAAUUUGCAAAAUCCUCAGACAGAGUUCAAGAGAAUUCAGUCACCUCUGAAGUACCAGACACGAUGCCUUGCUGCAUUUCCUGAUCAACAAGGUUUUCUGGUGGGCUCUAUAGAAGGAAGAGUCGGCGUCCACCAUUUGGAUGAUGCACAACAGAGUAAAAACUUUACAUUCAAAUGCCACAGAGAAGGCACUGAGAUUUACUCUGUGAACUCAUUGAACUUUCAUCCUGUGCAUGGCACGUUUGCCACUGCAGGAUCAGAUGGAGCUUUCAACUUCUGGGACAAAGACAGUAAACAAAGACUUAAGGCUAUGGCUAGGUGUCCUCAUCCUAUCCCCUGCAGUACAUUCAACCAAGAUGGUUCAAUAUUUGCCUAUGCGGUGUGCUAUGACUGGAGCAAGGGUGCUGAGAAUCAUAAUCCGGCUACUGCAAAGACGUAUAUCUAUCUUCAUACGCCACAGGAAUCUGAGGUGAAAGGAAAGCCGCGUAUCGGAACUGGCAGCAGAAAGUAAACUUUGAAAGGAUGUUUAAGUCGAAGAAGCAUGGCGUGCUUGUACACUUGGUCUUCUCUGCACCCUUGUAUACUUGAGGGAAAUAUGGGUGUGCUUCUUCCGCUUCUAGCUUUGUCCUCUUCAUAUUGCACAGUAUCAAGCUAGUUCUGACCGUGUUAGUUCAUUGCUUUUGGUAGGUGUAUGUUAGGGUUUGGCGUUUUCAACUGCUAGAUAUUGAAGAGGCUCGUUCGUUUUAGUAGUUGUAUGUUAGGGUUUGGCGUUUUCUAGUGCAAGAUAUUGAGGAGGCUUCAUAAUGGAUCAUGACUCCCUUUUAAAUGCAGAUUGUCUUGAUUUUCGGUUGUGGAAGGUUUGACCCCUUCCCUGUCGGUGGCAGGUUGAGGUACUCGAGAUAAUGUAGAAGUUUUUUUUUUUUUUAUUCGUUGUAUUAACUUUUCCUUGAGAAAACUCUUUUUUUUCCAUUUCUAAAUUUGGAUUCUGUAAUGCGUGUAAUCAGCCCGACAAUUGAAACCCUGGAAUCGCUCAUAUCGUCAGGCAAGCGAGCCACCUUGUGAAUGGGGGGGUGAAAAGAAAUAGCCUCUCUUUGAUUACGUUUGGACUUAUAUGAUUACUUUUAUGUAAUAUGAUCCCCAGUAUUGGUGUG